Molecule: messenger RNA, 6230 nt
Organism: Phacochoerus africanus (Common warthog)
Lineage: Eukaryota; Metazoa; Chordata; Mammalia; Artiodactyla; Suidae
Gene: YTHDC2
Product: YTH N6-methyladenosine RNA binding protein C2
Exons: 30
Coding region: 203-4498 (1431 amino acids)
Cellular component (GO): intracellular anatomical structure
Molecular function (GO): ATP binding; RNA binding; protein binding
Source: RefSeq, a predicted model, not a curated record
GCGCCCGGCUUGGGCUCCAGUGGCGCAAGCAUCUCUUCCGCUGCUGAGGAGACCCGGGUCUUUUUGGAGAGUCCUGUCGGCGCAAGCUGUCUGUGGAGCCGUCAGCCUCCGGCAGGGGCCCACGAGGCCCACUCUCCCCGUCCUUGGCCGUCAGCCUGCAGGCCUGGCCGCGUUACCGCGGGGAGAACAUCUCCUCAGGGCCAUGUCCAGGCCGAGCAGCGUCUCCCCGCGGCCGCCGGCUCCCGGCGGGGGCGGCGGAGGUGGCCCCGCGCCGUGUGGUCCUGGGGGUGGUGGCAGGGCCAAGGGGCUGAAGGAUAUUCGUAUAGACGAAGAAGUGAAGAUCGCGGUCAACAUCGCUCUGGAGCGCUUCCGAUAUGGAGAGCAGAGAGAAAUGGAAUUUCCUUCUUCUUUGACCAGUACAGAAAGAGCCUUUAUUCAUCGAUUGAGUCAGUCUCUUGGUUUGGUUUCUAAAAGUAAAGGAAAGGGAGCAAAUAGAUACCUAACUGUGAAGAAGAAAGAUGGAUCAGAAACAGCUCAUGCAAUGAUGACCUGUAAUUUGACUCAUAAUACAAAACAUGCUGUUAGGAGCCUAAUUCAAAGAUUUCCUGUCACCAAUAAAGAGCGUACUGAACUUCUGCCUAAAACAGAAAGAGGAAAUGUGUUUGCAGUUGAAGCUGAAAACCGAGAAAUGAGCAAGACAAGUGGGCGACUCAACAAUGGCAUACCUCAGAUUCCAGUGAAAAGAGGAGAAUCUGAAUUUGAUUCUUUCAGGCAGUCUCUGCCAGUGUUUGAGAAACAAGAAGAAAUUGUCAAAAUCAUUAAGGAAAAUAAAGUAGUUUUGAUUGUAGGAGAAACUGGGUCUGGAAAGACUACACAGAUUCCUCAGUUCCUUUUAGAUGAUUGUUUCAAAAAUGGUAUCCCCUGCCGUAUAUUUUGCACUCAACCAAGACGAUUAGCAGCUAUUGCUGUGGCUGAAAGAGUUGCUGCAGAGAGAAGAGAAAGGAUUGGUCAAACAAUUGGAUAUCAGAUCCGUUUAGAAAGCAGGGUUUCUCCAAAGACACUUCUGACAUUUUGUACUAACGGUGUAUUGCUUCGUACUCUGAUGGCAGGAGAUAGUACUUUGUCAACUGUGACACAUGUUAUUGUGGAUGAAGUACAUGAAAGGGAUCGAUUUAGUGAUUUUUUACUUACAAAGUUAAGAGAUUUGUUGCAAAAGCACCCAACUUUGAAACUAAUUCUUUCUAGUGCAGCCUUGGAUGUAAAUCUUUUUAUAAGAUACUUUGGGAGUUGUCCAGUGAUAUAUAUACAGGGAAGACCAUUUGAAGUAAAAGAAAUGUUUCUGGAAGAUAUUUUAAGAACAACUGGAUACACAAACAAAGAAAUGUUGAAGUACAAAAAGGAAAAGCAGCGAGAAGAAAAACAACAAAGCACGCUUACAGAAUGGUACUCAGCGCAAGAGAAUACUUUCAAACCUGAAUCUCAGAGACAGAGAGCUGUUCCAAAUGUGACUGAAGAGUAUGAUUUAUUGGAUGAUGGGGGUGAUGCUGUCUUCAGUCAGUUGACAGAAAAAGAUGUGAAUUGCCUUGAACCAUGGUUAAUAAAGGAAAUGGAUGCUUGCCUUUCUGACAUAUGGCUGCAUAAAGAUGUUGAUGCCUUUGCUCAGGUCUUUCACCUUAUUUUAACUGAAAAUGUUAGUGUUGAUUACAGACAUAGUGAAACCAGCGCAACAGCUCUGAUGGUAGCUGCAGGAAGAGGUUUUUCAAGUCAAGUAGAACAGUUAAUUAGUAUGGGAGCCAAUGUCCAUAGUAAAGCAUCAAAUGGCUGGAUGGCUUUAGAUUGGGCUAAACACUUUGGGCAGACUGAAAUUGUGGAUCUUCUAGAAUCUUACAGUGCUUCAUUGGAAUUUGGAAAUCUGGAUGAAAGUUCUCUAGUUCAGACAAAUGGAAGUGACCUCAGUGCAGAAGACAGAGAGCUCCUGAAAGCUUAUCAUCAUAGUUUUGAUGAUGAAAAAGUAGACUUGGAUUUGAUCAUGCAUCUUCUUUACAAUAUCUGCCAUAGUUGUGAUGCUGGUGCUGUAUUGAUUUUCCUACCUGGAUAUGAUGAAAUUGUUGGUCUGAGGGAUCGCAUCCUCUUUGAUGACAAGCGGUUUGCUGACAAUACACACAGCAGAUAUCAAGUCUUUAUGCUUCAUUCAAAUAUGCAAACAUCUGAUCAAAAGAAGGUAUUAAAAAACCCACCAGCAGGUGUUCGAAAAAUAAUCCUUUCCACCAAUAUUGCUGAAACCAGCAUCACAGUCAAUGAUGUUGUCUUUGUUAUUGAUUCUGGUAAGGUGAAAGAGAAAUCCUUUGAUGCACUGAAUUUUGUUACAAUGUUAAAAAUGGUGUGGAUUUCCAAAGCAAGUGCUAUACAGCGAAAAGGCAGGGCAGGGCGAUGCAGACCUGGAAUUUGUUUCCGGCUAUUCAGUAGACUUCGAUUCCAGAAUAUGUUGGAAUUUCAGACGCCAGAACUUUUGAGAAUGCCAUUACAGGAACUUUGUUUACAUACCAAGCUGUUAGCCCCAGUUAAUUGUCCUAUUGCUGAUUUCCUUAUGAAAGCUCCUGAACCUCCACCAGCUUUAAUUGUAAGAAAUGCUGUACAGAUGCUUAAGACAAUAGAUGCAAUGGAUGCAUGGGAAGAUCUCACUGAACUUGGUUAUCAUUUGGCUGACUUGCCGGUAGAACCUCAUCUUGGUAAAAUGGUCCUGUGUGCAGUUGUUUUAAAGUGUCUGGACCCCAUCCUUACAAUUGCCUGUACACUAGCCUAUAGAGAUCCUUUUGUCCUGCCGACACAGGCCUCUCAAAAACGCGCAGCUAUGCUUUGUAGGAAACGUUUCACUGCAGGAACUUUCAGUGACCAUAUGGCACUUCUCAGAGCAUUCCAGGCAUGGCAGAAAGCUCGAAGUGAUGGAUGGGAGCGAGCCUUUUGUGAAAAGAAUUUUCUUUCACAAGCUACGAUGGAAAUAAUCAUAGGCAUGAGAACUCAGUUGCUUGGUCAACUUAGAGCAUCAGGUUUUGUUAGAGCGCGAGGUGGUGGUGAUAUCCGAGAUGUUAACACAAAUUCUGAGAACUGGGCUGUUGUCAAAGCUGCAUUGGUUGCAGGCAUGUAUCCUAAUUUAGUCCAUGUGGACAGAGAGAAUGUAGUAUUGACAGGGCCAAAGGAGAAAAAAGUACGGUUUCAUCCCACUUCAGUUCUCAGUCAGCCUCAAUAUAAAAAGAUUCCUCCAGCCAAUGGUCAAGCUGCAGCAAUUCAGGCACUGCCCACAGAUUGGCUUAUUUAUGAUGAAAUGACCAGAGCUCACAGAAUAGCUAAUAUUAGAUGUUGUUCAGCAGUGACUCCUGUCACUGUCUUGGUAUUCUGUGGACCAGCUAGGCUGGCAAGUAAUGCUCUUCAGGAACCUUCAUCUUUUCGAGCGGAUGGGAUUCCUAAUGACAGUAGUGAUAGUGAAAUGGAAGACAGAACUACUGCUAAUUUGGCAACUUUAAAACUUGAUGAGUGGCUCAGUUUCAAACUAGAGCCAGAGGCAGCCAGUUUAUUGCUGCAGCUAAGACAGAAGUGGCACAGCUUAUUUUUACGUCGAAUGAGAGCUCCAUCCAAACCUUGGUCUCAAGUUGAUGAAGCUACCAUAAGAGCAAUUAUAGCUGUUUUAAGCACUGAAGAACAGGCUGCAGGUUUACAACAACCAUCUGGGAUUGGCCAAAGGCCAAGGCCUAUGUCUUCAGAAGAACUUCCUUUGGCAUCAUCUUGGAGAUCUAAUAAUAGCAGGAAAAGUUCAGCAGAUACUGAAUUUUCUGAUGAGUCUACUAUUGCAGAAAGAGUAUUGAUGAAAUCUCCAUCUCCAGCACUACACCCACCUCAAAAGUACAAAGACAGAGGAAUUUUACAUCCUAAACGAAGCACUGAUGACCGGUCUGACCAAUCUUCUGUGAAAUCUACAGACAGUAGUAGUUAUCCAAGUCCUUGUGCUAGUCCUUCUCCCCCAUCCUCAGGAAAGGGCUCAAAAUCUCCUUCACCAAGACCAAACAUGCCUAUUCGAUACUUCAUAAUGAAGAGUAGCAAUUUGAGAAACCUCGAAAUUUCUCAACAGAAGGGUAUCUGGUCUACCACCCCUAGUAACGAACGGAAGCUAAAUCGAGCCUUUUGGGAAAGCAGCAUGGUUUACUUGGUAUUUUCUGUUCAGGGAUCUGGGCAUUUCCAGGGAUUUUCUAGAAUGUCUUCUGAAAUAGGAAGGGAGAAGAGUCAGGACUGGGGCUCAGCUGGACUAGGAGGAGUGUUUAAGGUGGAGUGGAUACGAAAAGAAAGUCUUCCCUUUCAGUUUGCACACCACUUACUCAAUCCUUGGAAUGACAACAAGAAAGUCCAGAUAAGCAGAGAUGGGCAGGAACUAGAACCUCAGGUUGGUGAACAGUUGCUCCAGUUAUGGGAACGCCUUCCAUUGGGAGAAAAAACUGCAACUGAUUGACGCUCAGAACUCAGCUUCAGAAGAACCUCGUGCCUAUUUAUAACCACUAAAUACCCUGACUUCUAAAAACUGAGAUGGGGUUAUGUUAUGAGUAAGCUUUUCUGGUUGAAAGUGCUGCUUUAGAACCACCUUCCUCAUGUAAAAGAGAAAAGGAUGAUUUAAUUUUAUAGUAAUCAUAGGGAAUGAUUAUAUGUUUGUUACUUGUAUGUUUAUAAUUAAAUAAAAUAGUAUAGUUUCAUUAUUUGACAAAACAGCAGUGAAACAUACUUAAUUUGUUGUUAAAUAUUUCAUUUAUUUAAAACACCAAUUUAAAAUUCUUAUUAUUUUUCUGUACAUCUGAGCACCAUUUUAGAAGAGUCAGCUCUUAAGAUUUAUCAUUAAAAAACAAAAACAAGUGAUCAAAUUCUUAAAAUGUCCCUUUUAAAAAUAGUGUGUGCUUAUUGACUAUUCAUUCUGCCAUUUUUAACCUAAGAUAAAUUAAAGAAAAAAAAGAAAAGGGUCUUCUUUUUCUGCAACUAUGAAAUAUAGUAAAAACUGAAGAGAGGCAGAAUUUGUCCCUGAUUUUGGUCAGAUCAGAUUAAGUGCUGAGUUUUAUUUCUGCCUCUUUUAACAUGGUGUGUACCAGACCUUCCUUUCUCCGACAUUACAAUCUUCACACAUCUCUGAUAUAAACACAGUAAUUAUGACCUCUUUGUUUUGGCUAGAGAAACUUGAUUUAAGCAAGUUAAAAAUUUAAGCAAGUUAUCAAGUGGAAAAAAAUGCCGUUAACAGUUAAUGAUAGCUUGGUUUCUGUAUGUCUUCCAAAUUGAAGCCCCCCCCCCCGCCCCCCAAGCACCACAAUUCUAAAUGCCUUCUCUUUGAUUUCUGGUUCUUUUUAACCUACUUAGGUUUUCAGAUAUGAUUUCUCUUUUUUUGUCAUCUGAGAUUUAAUAAGUGGGGUGUAAAUUUUUUAAACCCAUAUUAGUGCCAAAUCUCAUAUUUCUCUGACAUCUCAGAAUUAAUUGGUAUGUUCUCUUUAACACAGUUAUCUGUUAAGUUUCCUUAAAGGCUUUAUGAAGGGAAAUGGAAGUACAGGGAGAAAUGAAAGAAAUGUCUUGGUUACCGAGUUCUAAAUAGGAUAGCUUUGAUAGCACUUCUAAUGAAAUGCUAUAUUUGGGUCAUUGCUAUAUAACAAAAAACCAACAUGCAAUUUAAUUUAAAGACAAAAAGAAAACUCUUAAGUCCUCUGCUAUUUUAUUUGAGAACAAGAAAGUGAAAAAUCAUGGGUCAACACAAAAUCUUAAGAACCUGUCUACUUUCCCUAGGAAGGUAUUAUAUAUUGGUGCAUUAGUUCACAAUGUCAGCUUUGACUUUUGCCUGUAUUUGUAGUCAUUGGGUUUUUGUUUGUUUGUUUUAUACUUUGAGAGAUAUCUAUAAAUUGAACCAAUGUGAAUUAUGUUCCACUACAUGUGUAUUAAUGUUCUUUUCCUAUUAGAGGAACUUGUGGUUUUCUGAUAAUGUAUAUAUUUUGUUUAGAUAUAUAUUUGGCAGUUUACCAUGGUCUACUUUGGAAGUAAGGACUUCUAAAAAAUAGAACUUGUUUUAAUUUCCAUCUCUUUUCUAAUAUCUAUCCCUCAAUGUAAAUGAUGAGUUUGUUGUUAUUUAAGAUGAACACAAUUUGAAUGUAAUUAAAAUGCUGUUUUCUUUGAAGAGAUGAACUUUAAAUAUACUUAUUAAAUGAAGUUCUGUUAAA